Messenger RNA from Cordyceps fumosorosea ARSEF 2679, 1233 nucleotides. Its product is annotated as Beta-lactamase-like protein. The transcript has 4 exons. Bases 1 to 1233 code for a protein of 410 amino acids. The record is from RefSeq and is a predicted model, not a curated record. NCBI's taxonomy places the organism in Eukaryota, Fungi, Ascomycota, Sordariomycetes, Hypocreales, Cordycipitaceae.
AUGACGAGCAUCAUGUCAGGAAUCAUCCCGCGCACCGCGCCGCCCGUCGCUCUGCCGGCGUCUAACAGCACCGUCAUAGUGCGCGCCAUCGACACCGAGACGAAGAUGCUCGGCAACGCCGACGCCUUUGUCCAGCCGGCCAUCCCCGGCCACGAGAUGCUCAACUUCACAACCAUGUGUUUUCUCCUCGAGCACCGGGACGAGUCGGGCGCCGCCGAGUACGUCUUGUUUGACUGUGGCCUCCGCAGCGACGUUUGGAAUACCACGCCCGACAUCCAGCACAUGAUCAAAACUUUCAUCCCGGGCAUGGACGUGAACCGCGGCGUCGACGAGAUUCUCACAGACAAUGGUUUCAACCUGUCCAAUCUAAGGGCCAUGGUUUGGAGCCACUGGCACUGGGACCACAUCGGUGACGGGGCCAAGUAUCCGUCCUCGACGGACAUUGUGGUCGGGCCUGGAUUUAUUGAAAAUUUUGUGCCGGGAUGGCCAAUAAACCCCAAUGGAAAAGUGCCGGCCAGCUCGCUUGAAGGUCACCACAUUCACGAGCCUGACUUUCCGCUUCAAGUGGGAGGGUUACGCGCACAUGACUACUUUGGCGAUGGCUCCUUCUACAUACUGGAUGUUCCUGGUCACGCGGUUGGGCAUAUUUGCGGCCUGGCCCGAACCACCCCCGACACGUUCAUCCUGAUGGGUGGCGAUUGCUCGCACUUUGCUGGGAUGAUACGGCCGACAGAAUACGUUCCCAUACCUGAUACAAUCCCCGCUGGACAGCUCGACCCUUACUAUCCCCCUUCAUGCCCUUGCUCCGCCUUCACCAUCCUUCACCCGGCGGCGUCUGCCGACGACGCUGCCGACACUAGGCCAGCACCGCCUGAGACGCGCUGCAAGCCUUUUUACGACGUAUCGCGCAGCCCACACGGAGCGUACGAGUUUGGCGAUCUCGCGCAGGAGAGUGUGGACAAGGUCAAGAUCCUGGACGCCCAGGAAAACGUCUUCGUCUGUCUGGCCCACGACGGCGCGCUCAUGGCUGUGCUGCCGCUGUACAACGAUGAUGUCAACGCGACGAUCAAUGGUUGGAAGGAGCGCGGGUACAAGGAGAAGACAAGAUGGGGCUUUCUGAAUGAGCUUCCGAGAGAUGGGAAACCAGGCAGACCGCCUCUGACGGUCGGGCUGUGGCGCAACGGGAACAGAGUGGUCUGGAAGGAGGGAGAGGGCCUAGUGGAAUCAGGCUAG